GUGGGGCGGGGGACGGGGUGUGCCGAGGAGCCGAGCGCCAGGUAAAGGCAGGAGCUCCGUAGUGCCUCUCCUGCCCCGGGCCUGGGGGCUGCAGGUGUGAUCUCCAACCUCAUGGAAGCAGGGAAAAGCCCUUCAAAGUCCCCAGUCAGGAGAAAGCGGAGGCGAUCUCAGCGGCUCCUCAGCCGUGCGGCUGUUCCCCUGGAGUUCUACCGCUGCGACAUCUGCAAGAAGGACAUCAAGCACCUCUCCAACUUCCAGGAGCACCAGCGCAUCCACACGGGCGAGCGGCCCUACCACUGUGAGACCUGCCAGAAGAACUUCAUCCGCUGUGCUGACCUCAUUAAACAUCGCCUGGUCCACUCGGACAAUCGGCCCCACUGCUGCGAUGCCUGUGGCAAGCACUUCAAGCUGGCUGGGGACCUAGCCAAGCACAGCAAGGUCCAUUCGGACGAGGCGCCCUUCAAGUGCGACGUGUGCGCCAAGCGCUUCAAGCGCACGUCCUGCCUCAUCAAGCAUCUCCGCAUCCACACUGAGGAGAAGCCUUUCAAGUGCUCCCAGUGCAGCAAGAGGUUCAAAUGGGAAGCCUCAGUCAAGGAGCAUCAGCGCAUCCAUACAGGCGAGAGGCCUUUCAAGUGCGAGCACUGCCCCAAGAGCUUCACCCACUUCUCCACCUUCCUGCAGCACAAGAGAACUCACCAGGACCAGAAGCAGUUCCGCUGCAAAUGCUGCUCCAAGUCCUUUAACCACAAAUCCAACCUACUGAAGCACCAGCGCACGGUACAUGACUAGGAGCGAGCGAGUUCCCGGUUCCUGCUUCCAUGCAGCUGUGAUCAGUCUAACUUGCUUAGGCUGCCCCAGUCUUGGAGUCUGCCCAUUCUCUGCCGGAGGCUGCGAAUGUGCUGAAACCCAGUACAGAAGCUGGGCCUUAAGGAAGGGAAGCAGAACCUUGAGUAUGUGUGAUAAGGAGACUGGGGUUUGGAGUAGCUCAAGUGCCAUGCCAGUUAUAAUGCUUCCCGUUGAAUAGGAAGCUGUGGGCAGUGGCUGUGCACAGAUACUGGUGCAGGAGCUGCUAUCAGAUGGCUGGACUCUGGUUUACAGUCUAACCAAAGGUUCCCUUGUGAUCUCGCUUCUUAAACAUCCUUCAGGAUGGUGACACUUGUCAAUUUAAUCCAGGACAGAGAUCUUCUGUGUUCCAAGCUCAGACAUGAGCAGAGCGCUGCUAAGCGAUGCUGCCGUCUGUCCCACAGAUGCAGUCGGUCUUUCAUACACUACACUACAAACUGCAGUGGGUGUCUUUGCUUCUGCUGCCUCUGUUUAGCCUCCCUUUUCCCUCAUCUUGGUUUCAAUGCUGUAGGAAUAUGCCUAGUAUAUCUGAGGUCUGGGUGAAGGGAAAAAGGGCUGCUAGGGCCCGGCAUUCCACCUCCAGGGGGUGGCUUGUUUUUGACCUGAUGCAGCCGUAUUAUCAUUGUUCCAGGCACUCUUCAGACCGAUUCCAAACAGAAUGGUUUGCAGGAAGCAGCUGCAUAGUCUGUUUGAUGGAAAGAGUGUUCCUGUGGCCACUUAGUUACCGUAAACGCUGCCUGCGGCUGCUUUAAAUCACGAGCCUGUCAAUGUCGUGUUUUUUAUCACGCACCUACCUCAAUGUGGCCGUAGCGCCUUCUGGGUGGAAUUCUGUACCAUGUCCCUUAGGGGCUUUCGCUGUAAUCUGAUUGCCACUGUAGUUCAGUUAAGCUCAUCCACUUUACUGUGUUCUGCACUGAUGGGCAGACCUUGCAAGCAAAGAAGGUCCCCACCUCCAAGAAUCUUUGAUCUAAUGCUUUAUGCUCCAGGGUGUGGGUGUUGGACCUCUACUUCCUGACAGAAGAAGGGUUGGGGAGCAAAUUUGAGAGGGGAGGAGUGUAUGUGAACCGCUGGAGAUUUUCCCUCUUUUCCCCUAAUACACACAGCUCCCAAGGAGGGAUGGCUCCAGCCCAAUGACAGGGUUUAACUUGAAAGUCUUUGAGUAUUUUCCCCUGGUCACUAAUAAACUCAUAACAUUAAUUCUACAGAACUGGGCCAGCAUAACUCAUUCUGCCCGCAAAUCGUCAGGGACGUGAGGGCCACUCAAGGGGGUUUUAAACAAAAGCAUCAAAGGAGGAAAGGAUUGCUUGAUUCCUACCCCAAGCUAGAGCAAGGUGGGGGUCUGAGGUCAGCUACAAUACAGCCCCACUGUGCUAGCACAGGGGCCUGACUUGUAAGCACAGAUGUGCAUUUAGAUGCCAGAGUUAGGACUUGGUCCACUCUUCUGGAACCAAAAGCACUGCUCUGAACCAAAUUGCAUCAGUGCAGAGACAAAGGGGCUUUUUGGCUUCACCAAAAGGUCAGGGAAGGAAACUCCCCCAUGGGAGCAGCGUACGCCCCAAUUGGAUUGCCCUUCCAGUGGUGUAGCCAUCCCUCCAUUAAUCAUGGUAGAAACGUGGGGUGUGACCUCUUUAAACUCUGAAGUUUGUAGCUUUGGUUUAAACAGUCUUCAGUCUGGCAGUGGGUUCCCAGAAGGCAUGGGACAUUUCAGCCACAGUCAGGAUUGACAGAACACUGGCCUUUCAGCUCAGCUGCUCAGGGCAACAGUGCCAGUCAUAACUGUGCAGUAGUCCUAGUCCAGUUCCAAAUGGAUCACCCAGAGACUGCCCCACAACAUGCCAUGGGUUGAGUGAGCUGCCCUCUGCCUGUGAGAAGUGGAGCUGGGAGGCUGGUGGAAGCUUUCCUGCUACCUGUUCUCUGAAUAAAGGUUUCAUUGUUCAGCGCUGGUCACUUGAAACAGCAGCACAGCACCCAUCUCUGAUCAGUCUCCCUCCCAGCAGGCAGGGAUCAAAAGUCUCCUCGUAUCUAAAGAAAACUUAAAUGGAGCAGCUGGCAACUGGAUGGUGUUGCCCUUGAAUCUGCUCUGUGACAGCAGAAUGGGUAAGUGGCAGUGCCCAUGAGACCCGCCUGCAGCAGACGGGCUGUGCUUUAACAAGAAGCCUGUUACCUAACUUGACGCUGUCCUUGGUUGCGGCUUUAAAACAGCGUUUUCUGCAGGAGCCGGAGGAGGGGCCCUUUGUACGUGCAGGGAUUUGUUUUGGUUUUUAAAUAAAGUGGGUUUUUUUUUUGGCUCAUA
Malaclemys terrapin pileata is the source of this 3136-nucleotide messenger RNA. RefSeq names its product putative zinc finger protein 286B. The record is from RefSeq and is a predicted model, not a curated record. Lineage: Eukaryota; Metazoa; Chordata; Testudines; Emydidae. The transcript is spliced from 2 exons. The coding region runs from base 112 to 789 and encodes 225 amino acids. Gene Ontology annotation, cellular component: nucleus. Gene Ontology annotation, molecular function: DNA-binding transcription activator activity, RNA polymerase II-specific; RNA polymerase II cis-regulatory region sequence-specific DNA binding. Gene Ontology annotation, biological process: regulation of transcription by RNA polymerase II.